AUGUCAUCCCAGAGUCAGCCAAGCCUCCUUCACAAGUACAAGGGCAUCCUCUUCUCUGCCAUGUCUUCAGAAGAACUCCUUGAUUCCUUGGAUUCUUUUGAUGCAAGAGAAGAUGACAUAUUUCUGGUUUCCUACCCAAAAUCUGGAACCCACUGGGUGGCAGAAGUCAUUGAGAGCAUUCCCAAUGCUGGAAUCACUCUCACAUCUCCUAUUGAGUGGGGAGAUGUUUCUAAAUUCAAAGAGCUAAAAAUGGUCUCUAAGAGAAGAGUUAUCCCAACGCAUCUAAGCUAUGAAAUGAUUCCUGUGACCAUUAAACAGAAGCAAUGUAAGAUUGUCUACGUUGUCAGAAAUCCGAAGGACACAGCUGUGUCCCUGUUCCACUACUACAAAGACAACCCCAACCUCCCGUCCACGGAAACGUGGGCUACGUUUUUAGAGCUGUUCCUCAAAGGAGACGUUGUAUAUGGUUCCUGGUUUGAUCACGUUUUGAGCUGGGAAAAACACAAAAAUGAUAAAAACGUCCUCUUCCUAUUCUAUGAAGAAAUGAAGAAUGACUUUGCUAAGAGCCUAAAGAAAAUAACUGCUUUCCUUGGCAUCAGUGUGAAUGACAGUGAGAUGAGUAAGAUCGCUCGGAACACAUCGUUCAGUGAAAUGAAAAGCAAUGCAGUUAAAGAAAACUGUGAUCCCAAUCACACCAUCUGUGCCCUCACAUCCAACAGGAACCUGGUGUUCAGAAAAGGAGUGGUGGGUGAUUGGAUCAACUACUUCACUCCGAAGCAGAAGCGAGUCUUUGACGAAGUUUUCACAGAGAAGAUGAGACACAGCGAUGUGGGCAGAUGCCUGAAGGAGUAUGCGAAUGCGGAUGGGAAAUAA
Messenger RNA from Peromyscus eremicus (cactus mouse), 873 nucleotides. Its product is annotated as sulfotransferase 6B1-like. Gene Ontology annotation, cellular component: cytoplasm. Lineage: Eukaryota; Metazoa; Chordata; Mammalia; Rodentia; Cricetidae. Bases 1 to 873 code for a protein of 290 amino acids. Gene Ontology annotation, biological process: sulfation. The record is from RefSeq and is a predicted model, not a curated record. Gene Ontology annotation, molecular function: sulfotransferase activity. The transcript is spliced from 6 exons.